GGGCCGACUUUCGGCCCGGGGCGGGUCCCGCUGAGGCCGGCGCAAGGCCCCUCUCGCGUCUCAGCGAGCCGUCGAGGUUUCUCGAACCAAAACAGUGGCAUUAGUUUUGGGAGUGCUGUACUGCGCUUCGCACGGCCAUCAGCCAGCUAGCACAUCGUUCUGCACCUUCGUCGGUGAAAGGACCAACACAAGUGAGGCAGCGACGCUAAGGUUGCUGCUUGAGGAGCUCUUCACUGACACGUCGGUGACUUCUCAUGAAUAACAAGAUUUACCCGAGGCAUUCAAAGCUCAUCAUCAACCGCAAGGAGGUGCCACUCGAGUCCAAGCGGUCAUGCCAGACCAGCAGAGAAUCGAAAAUGACCCGGACCACUCGGAUUCGAUCAUCCUGGAGCCGAUGAACUUGUGCGAUGUCUCCAGACACAGGAAUAUCAGCCGCGAGAGAAUAAUUUUCAGCUCCGAUGGCGCCGAGUCUCCAACCGGGUUACCACCAGCAAACCCGCACCUCUUCUUCAGCGCCGCGAUGGGUCCGAAAAAGGAGAAGGACCCUGCAGAGCAACGCCGGCUGAAGACAGUGAGGACUUGGCGCAGAGCCAUCAUGAAGGCGCGAUGCAAGGGAGAUCCGUGGGAAAAGUUCCAUCUGGACGCUUAUUCUACAGAGAAGGCCCGGCGCUAUCGCUACAACGCACUCCGCAAAACUUGGGUCAUCGAUGACUGCCUGGUCAAAAUGGAGCCGGAGCCAUUCAACCACGGCGCCAUGCGAGAGUGCUUUCGCAUGAAGAAACUGAGCAACUUCACGCACAAUGACGACUGGAAGAAGGACAGCAACAACUAUGUGGCAAAGCGGUACAUGGAACACGUCGACCGGGAUGUCUACUUUACCGAUGUCCAGCUGCAAAUGGAUGCAAAGCUGUGGGGCGAGGAGUUCAACAGGCACAACCCGCCCAAGAAGGUGGACAUCUUCCAAAUGGCCAUCCUCGAAUUCCCCGGCCGCAAAGACAGCCCACUCUUCCACUGCGAGCACUUCAUCGAGGGCGAGUACGUCAAGUACAACUCCAACUCAGGAUAUGUCAAGGAAGACAAAGAUCACUUGAGGCUGACUCCACAUGCUUUCAGCCAUUUCACCUUUGAAAGAUCUGGCCACGAAUUGAUUAUCGUCGACGUCCAGGGUGUGGGCGAUUUGUACACCGAUCCGCAAAUCCACACUGCUUCUGGCGAGGAAUACGGCGAAGGGAAUCUGGGAGCAAAGGGCAUGGCACUGUUUUUCCACACGCACGUGUGCAACCGCAUCUGCAAGAGUCUCGGCCUGUCCCGCUUCGAUCUGGCACCCUCCGAGUACAAUGAAAAGACCAUGAAGGUGUUGAAGGACUCUCAGGAACGCUGCAAGACAAUGCUACGCGGAAGCGAGGAAAUGUGCGUGCUUCCGUCGCGUACGGAGAAGUACCGCCUGCUGCACCACCGCAUGCCGCGCACCAUGUCCGAGCCGUUCACCCGCCCACGCACCAUCUCUGAGUCCAGCAGCAACUUCAACUCGCUGACACCGCCGGAAUCACCAACACGUUGUAUUUCGUCUGAGGACGUAGAGGAAUUCCUUCACUCGACUCACAACCAGGUGACCUUCACCGUCUCCUGCUCGGACAGCGACUACGAUUCGGUCAGCGCCUCAGACACGGAGCGGUCGUUGGUGCGCAACCGACGACGCCGCCUCGAGUCAGAGAGCGGAUCUGUCAUCGAUGACGAUGAAAAGAUGGAUUUCCACAUUCAGCUGGCCCGUAAGUCGAAGCCGUCGUGCAUCCAGCCGCCGAACCCAGACGAACUGGAGGUUCCCAUGAAGGACUCUGUGCUUGGAUUGGUCCAUUUGGAGUUGUGCCGUUACCACGAGCUCUGCCGCUUCACCAACCCAGACAGUCCGAGUUACGACCAUGACGCCGCUCUCUUCCACCUGGAGUACGCCGCUCGCUGCGGAAUCCAGGAGGCCCGCUUCGCCUACGCCCGCAUUCUACUUGGACUGCAACACGACAUCUUGCCCGACCUGGAGAUUGAACACACUACCGAGAACGAGGAUAAGGGAUUUUCAAUGCUGCUAGAGACCGCCUCAUCUGGGGACGUGGAGUGCAUGGUCCUGGUUGCCAAAGCUUUUGACACUGGAAUUCUUCUUGGAUCAAGGCCGGUUGAUUGGUGUCAAGCUGAGUAUUGGUACGAGCGAUCUGCUGAUGAGGGAGGCACCGACAGCGACCCACCCUACCAACUUUCAGCCAGACUUGCUGAAAUGCUGUGCAUCGGAGGACCGGGACUCAACAAGGAUCCAUCUCGUGCAGGCGAACUGUAUACGGAAGCGGCUGAUGCCGCGAUGGCUGCGAUGAAAGGGCGGCUGGCCAACAAGUGGUACCAGCUGGCCGAAGAGGCCUGGGCCCAGUGCGAAGAGGAGGAGGAGGAGUAGUCGAUCGUGACGGCGCGCGCCGAGGGCUGGUCCGGCUCGGUCGAGGUUGGCUGUAGUUCCGCGCACGCACGGAAUCAGGAUUUCUGUCGACUUCCCGCGCCGUCUGAUCGGCCUCUCGGUUUUGAGUAGAUUUAAGAGUAAAUUACACUCAAAAUUCUUUAAUCUAUCAAAAUAAUGGCUCUCCGCUAGCGCAUGGAUUGAAACUUAAGGAUUGCUAUAGGAUUGAUGACACGGUAAACACCUUUUGAGUUAAGCCAGGUUUCGGUAAUAAUAGGGGAACAAGUGAGUUAACCAGCUAACCUACCCUUCGGCACACACAUUACACCCUUUGAUCUCCAAUUAAUGGAAUGUUACCCAUUCAAUAAGCAACAAAAAUGUGAUUUUUAAAAUUCGGAUGGGCUGCCGCCUUACAAAGCAACAGAUAAUAUCCUAAAAAACGACUGAUUUCUAAAAUAAUUCUCACUCUUUCAUUCUGUACUGCUGUCCCCAAAACGCGUAGUUAGUUUCAUUAAUUUGCUCCUCUCGUUUAUUUUACCAUUAUCAUUUCAACAAAAAGCCAUAGUGUUACGCUUGCUCUAAAUGCAAAUACAUUUUUGUUUGCCCUCUUUGAUGCAUUUAGUUCUUAAUGAUUACGUGUUACACUAAUAUAAUAUGAUUGUAUUAAUGAGAGGUGCUUAUCACUUAUCCAAGUGGAUCCACUGUAAACAAGACAUGGAAGAGGAAAAUUAGUAGGAUGUAGUGCAACUUCUGAAUAAUAUAUAUUCUCACCUCUGAGAUAGUCAAGAUUAAGGAGAACCAACUACACGUCAUUAUAAAUGUUUGUAUAUUUGCUAAUGUUAAUUUUUCUGUAUAUUUCUGCAUAAUUGUGAUGAUAUCAAUAAAACUUGAGUCAUAAUGAUU
Molecule: messenger RNA, 3337 nt
Organism: Cloeon dipterum
Lineage: Eukaryota; Metazoa; Arthropoda; Insecta; Ephemeroptera; Baetidae
Product: eukaryotic elongation factor 2 kinase-like
Exons: 13
Coding region: 332-2437 (701 amino acids)
Biological process (GO): response to differentiation-inducing factor 1; myosin II filament disassembly; protein phosphorylation
Molecular function (GO): elongation factor-2 kinase activity; protein binding; ATP binding
Source: RefSeq, a predicted model, not a curated record